ACAGAUUGUCUCUGUUUGUAGCAAACGAGGCUGACCUACUGGUGAGCCAUGGAGCUUCGGCCACUUUUGUGUAUGGUUGCCCUCUCUUGUCUGAAAAUUAUAUCAGGUUACAAUCAGACUUGCAAACAGGAUCAGUGGCAGUGUGAUGAUGGUGCAUGUAUUCGUCAUUCGUGGCGAUGUGACGGCGGUUCUGACUGCAUCGACGGCUCGGAUGAAUUGGACUGCUUGUGUGGUCCAGGUGAGGUUGAAUGCGCGGACGGUUCUAGCUGUGUGAAAGUGUCUUCAGUGUGUGAUGGUCAGGCCCACUGCCCGGAUGGUUCACACAAACGGAUGUGCACCCAGAAUGCAGGGUGUCUGCCCGACGACUGGACUUGCAAUAACGGGAUCUGCAUCCCAAUAGAACUACGGUGUAAUGGACGCAACGAUUGUGCUGACAACUCUGAUGAAGAGGCCUGUGGCCCUUGUGGGGACCCCAGACUCCGCUGCCUUGGUGGGAUUUGUUUGACGGCCACAGAGAGAUGUGAUGGAAUCAUGCAAUGUUCUGAUGGAAGAGAUGAGCCUGCCUCAUGUGGUAAGAAAUGUUCCGAGGCAGACGGAGGCUGCAGCCAUGCCUGUGUGGAUCAACCAUGGGGGGCCGAGUGCCACUGCCCCGCUGGCAUGCUUCUCUCUGCAAAUGGAGUUAACUGUGAAGAUUUGAAUGAAUGCUCCCAACCUUAUGGUCCAUGCCAGCAAUUGUGUAUUAACACACCAGGCACCUUUGCCUGUCGUUGCCGCGAUGGUUUUAAAAUGCAGGGUAAUACCUGUCAAGCACAAGAGAAUGAGACCAAGAUUUUGACCACCAGAAAGGAAGGCAUUGGACUGCUGAACUUGAAAACCAGGAAAAUUGAAAACCUCUAUACAGCUGACAGGAAACCCGUAGCCAUCACGUAUGAUCUGGCACGUGGCACUAUUUACUGGGCAGACGAACAGGGCCGCAUCUACAAGGCUCAAGACCAAAAGAUUAGCACACUCUAUGAUGGACAAAUGGGGAUUGGGAGUCUUGCAUGUGAUUGGCUGAAUGGGCAUUUGUAUUGGACCAGUACCGAGACAAAGUCCCUGUAUGCCGGCAGCGCUGAGGGCCUUGGUGUGGCCGUACUAAUGGCCAAGGAUGGGACCCCUAUGGACCUGGUCUUACUGCCCUCUGAGAGAAGCAUGUUUUGGAUGAACAAAGGUGAAAACGGUGGUACUACCAUUGAGAAAGCAGGCAUGGAUGGUUCCAAAAGGUUGUCUCUGGCAGUCAUCACAGCAGAAUUGCCAAGAGGUCUCACUCUAGACGUGGCUUCUCGUCGCCUCUACUGGAUCAGUGAUUUCAAAAUGUCGAUAGAGACCGUGAAGUGUGAUGGCAGUGGACGCUAUACUUUUUGGGACAUCUUCAAAGGCAAGACUGCACGCACUUUAGCUGUGUUUGAGGGGAUGUUCUACUGGGCAGAUGAGAAGUACCUUUGGCAAAUCGAUCCAAACGAACCUAAGCAGAGCAAGUUCAUUCUUAAAGCCUCCUCACCCCAUAUGAUCGUCUAUCACAGCCUUCAGCAGCCUCAAGGUGCACCUGGUCCGUGUGUUUCCUCACGAUGCCCACUGUGUCUUCUGUCCAACACGAAGCCUGUCGGCCACACAUGUGCUUGUCCCAAGGGACUACUCUCUCAACCAGAUGGAACAUGCUCAAAUUUUAAGCUUGUGUACACUACACCAACCAGUAUGUAUAUGCUGGAGUUUGCGGAGAAGGAACCCAAAAAGAAGUUGCUGUUGAGGACCACAGACGACAUUGAGUCUUUUGAUAUUGACUGGAGAAGUGGCUCCAUCAUGUGGACCAAUGGAACAGGCCAUUUGAAGGGCCAAUGGUUUACUGGAGGGGAGCCUGUCCACAUCCCAACCCCUGCUCCUGUUUGCCUGGUGCGUGUAAACCAACAGACUGGAAACCUGAUCUGGCGGUCUUGUGAUGCGCUCUCAUUCGGUGUCACCGGGGUGAGCAUCACCCUUCCGGAUCACAGCUUCUCCAAAACCUUAUACCAGACACGGCGAGAGGUCAAAGACCUGUAUGUGGACUGGAAAAGGGGCCUCCUGUAUUGGCUGGAAGACAGUUGUGUGCACAGCAUGACACUGAGUCUAUCUGGAGGGAAUGAACAGAAUGUUUUCUGUAUGGGAGAGCAAGCCUCAGGCCACCUGGCAUUCGAUAGGACAUCCAACUCUUUUCUAUGGAACACAUUUUCAGGGUUGCAGAUAAUGAGUCUUUUAAAGAUGAAGAAGUAUUCCCUGGGGAAGGGCUGGAACAUCCCGGGGACCAUAGAGGCGGCCUCUGAGCCAUUCAUAGUGUCCUCUACCAGGAACACCAUUACACUGUGGGGCCGGAGAGAUGGAACACGUGUGGCUGAAGCCUCCAUAGAGAAAGGCCUGGUCAGUGUGGUGGUUGCAGAAUUGGAACUAAUGUCAGGUACAACUUCCAUGAUCAGUCAAGAGCAAAGCUGCAAAUUCCCCUCCGUGUUGUGUGAGGGCACGUCCCUGUGCAUCUCCCAGGCCCAGCUGUGUGAUGGGAGGAGAGACUGUCCAGAUGGAUCUGAUGAGAAGGCCUGUGUGGAUGCAUGCUCUAACCCAGGUGAUUUCCUCUGCAAGGACAGGCGUAAGUGCAUCGAGAGGAAUCUGGUUUGUGACGGACGCUCUCACUGUUCUGAUGGAUCAGAUGAAGUUGGUUGUCCCACUGUUGCUGCCAAGACCUCAAAGACCACCCCUCUAAAGUGUCGUUUUGGUUCGAAAGCGUGUCAGGAUGGGAGUGAGUGUGUCCUCCUGAGCCACGUGUGUGAUGGAGAGAAGGACUGUAGAGAUGGCUCCGAUGAGGAAGACUGCGAACAGUGCCAGGAAGGCCAGUUCCAGUGUGCUAACGGGAGAAAGUGUAUCGACCAGAAGCAGGUGUGUGAUGGGACCCCUCAGUGUCAGGACCGCUCCGAUGAGCUGGGCUGCUGGGUGCCCACAAAGAGCUGCGCUCUGCGCUGUGACCGGCUGAGCCGCUGCAUACCGCAGGUCUUCAUCUGCAACGGAGUGAGGGACUGCUGGGAUUCGUCCGAUGAGGCCGGGUGUGCCAACCCUACCCCAGCUCCACGGUGUGACAGCCCCUCCGUGUUGUGUGAGGGCACGGCCCUCUGCAUAGCUCCUGACCAGCUCUGUGAUGGGAAGAGAGAUUGUCCUGAUGGCUGGGAUGAAAAUACCUGCCUUCGCUAUUGUCCACAUAGAGUGGACCUUGACUUUUAUUCUACAACCUCCACAGGUGAUUUUCUCUGCAAGGACAGGCGGAAGUGCAUCGAGAGGAAUUUGGUUUGUGACGGACGCUCUCACUGUUCUGAUGGAUCAGAUGAAGUUGGUUGUCCCACUGUUGCUGCCAAGACCCCAAAGACCACCCCUCUAAAGUGUCGGUUGGGAUCUAAAGCGUGUCGGGACGGGAGUGAGUGUGUCCUCCACAACCAUGUUUGUGAUGGAGAGAAGGACUGUAGAGAUGGCUCCGAUGAGGAGUGGUGUGAUCUACGCUGCAAACCAGGCCAGUUCCAGUGUGCCCAUGGGAAGAUGUGUAUUGACCAGAAGCAGGUGUGUGACGGAACCCCUCAGUGUCAGGACCGCUCUGAUGAGCUGGACUGCUUUAAGGCGACUAAGAGCUGCAGUCACCGCUGUGACGCCAAGACCCGCUGCAUUCCAGAGGACUUCCUCUGUGAUGGAGAGAGGGACUGUUCAGAUGGUACUGACGAGACUGGCUGUGGUUUCCCUACUCCUGCACCCACCCUUUCCACCUGCAGAUUCCCCUCUGUGUUGUGUGCGGGCACGUCCCUGUGCAUCUCCCAGACCCAGCUGUGUGAUGGGAAGAAGGACUGUCCCGACGGAUCUGAUGAGAAGGCUUGUGUGAAUGCAUGUUCAGAUCCAGCACAUUUCCUCUGCAAGGACAGGCGGAAGUGCGUUGAGAGGAAUUUAGUUUGUGACGGACGCUCUCACUGUUCUGAUGGCUCAGAUGAAGUUGGUUGUCCCACUGUUGCUGCCAAGACCUCAAAGACCACCCCUCUAAAGUGUCGUUUGGGAUCUAAAGCGUGUCGGGACGGGAGUGAGUGUGUCCUCCUGAGCCACGUGUGUGAUGGAGAGAAGGACUGUAGAGAUGGCUCCGAUGAGAAGGGGUGUGAUCACGUCUGCAAGCCAGGCCAGUUCCAGUGUGUCCAUGGAAGCAUGUGUAUUGACCAGAAGCAGGUGUGUGAUGGAACCCGUCAGUGUCAGGACGGCUCUGAUGAGGCAAACUGUGUCCUUAUGUCAACAGAGUUCCAUACUCCAGCGCCGCCCCCCUCCGCCUGCAAAUUCCCCUCAGUGUUGUGUGAGGGCACGUCCCUGUGCAUCUCCCAGGCCCAGCUGUGUGAUUGGAGGAGAGACUGUCCUGAUGGAUCUGAUGAGAAGGCCUGUGUGGAUACAUGCUCAGAUCGAGCACAUUUCCUCUGCAAGGACAGGCGGAAGUGCGUUGAGAUGAAUCUGGUUUGUGACGGACGCUCUCACUGUUCUGAUGGAUCAGAUGAAGUUGGUUGUCCCACUGUUGCUGCCAAGACCUCAAAGACCACCCCUCUAAAGUGUCGGUUGGGAUCUAAAGCGUGUCGGGACGGGAGUGAGUGUGUCCUCCACAACCAUGUUUGUGAUGGAGAGAAGGACUGUAGAGAUGGCUCAGAUGAGGAGGGGUGUGAUCUCGUCUGCAAACCAGGUCAGUUCCAGUGUUUCCACGGAAGCAGGUGUAUUGACCAGAAGCAGGUGUGUGAUGGGACAGCACAGUGUCAGGACCGCUCUGAUGAGCUGGACUGCUUUAAGGCCACUAAGAGCUGCAGUCACCGCUGUGAUGACAGGACCCGCUGCAUCCCACAGACCUUCCUGUGUGAUGGAGAGCGAGACUGUCUGGAUGGCUCUGAUGAAGAUGGCUGUGGUAUUACUACCCUUGCUCCUGCCUCCACCUCUGCCGCCUGCAGAUUCCCCUCAGUGUUGUGUGAGGGCACGUCCCUGUGCAUCUCCCAGGCCCAGCAGUGUGAUGGGAGGAGAGACUGUCCUGAUGGAUCUGAUGAGAAGGCCUGUGUGGAUACAUGCUCAGAUCCAGCACAUUUCCUCUGCAAAGACAGGCGGAAGUGCAUCGAGAGGAAUCUGGUUUGUGACGGACGCUCUCACUGUUCUGAUGGAUCAGAUGAAGUUGGUUGUCCCACUGUUGCUACCAAGACCUCGAAGACCACACCUCUAAAGUGUCGUUUUGGUUCGAAAGCGUGUCGGGACGGGAGUGAGUGUGUCCUCCUGAGCCAUGUGUGUGAUGGAGAGAAGGACUGUAGAGAUGGCUCCGAUGAGGAGGGGUGUAAUCUAAGCUGCAAACCAGGCCUGUUCCAGUGUGCCCAUGGGAAGAUGUGUAUUGACCAGAAGCUGGUGUGUGAUGGAACCUCUCAGUGUCAGGACCGCUCUGAUGAGUUGGACUGCUUUAAGGCGACUAAGAGCUGCAGUCACCGCUGUGACGCCAAGACCCGCUGCAUUCCAGAGGACUUCCUGUGCGAUGGAGAAAGAGAUUGUCUGGAUGGCACUGAUGAGGCUAAUUGCAGCCUCUCUACUCCAGCGCCGACUCCAGCGCCGACCCCCUCCGCCUGCAGAUUCCCCUCAGUGUUGUGUGAGGGCACGUCCCUGUGCGUCUCCCAGGCCCAGCUGUGUGAUGGGAGGAUAGACUGUCCUGAUGGAUCUGAUGAGAAGGCCUGUGUGGACACAUGCUCAGAUCCAGCUCACUUCCCCUGUGAGGACCGACGAAAGUGCAUUGAGCAAAACCUGGUGUGUGACGGACGCGCCCACUGUCCUGACGGCUCGGACGAGAAGAAGUGUCCAAAGCAGCCUGGCCCCUGUGACCGCACAUGUGAUGGCGGCGCCAAAUGUCUGACGAAGCAGCAGAUCUGCGAUGGGACUCGCCACUGCCUGGACGGGCAGGAUGAGAAGAACUGCCCUGGAUCCAAAUCCCCCGGGAGUACAGCUGCCCCUCUAAAGUGUCGUUUGGGAUCUAAAGCGUGUCGGGACGGGAGUGAGUGUGUCCUCCACAACCAUGUGUGUGAUGGAGAGAAGGACUGUAGAGAUGGCUCAGAUGAGGAGGGGUGUGCAAGCUGCAAACCAGGCCAGUUCCAGUGUGCCCAUGGGAAGAUGUGUAUUGACCAGAAGCUGGUGUGUGAUGGAACCUCUCAGUGUCAGGACCGCUCUGAUGAGCUGGACUGCUUGAAGGCCGACCACAGCUGCAGCCACCGCUGCGAUGACAAGACCCGCUGCAUUCCUGAUGGUUUCUUGUGCGAUGGAGAGAGAGACUGUCUCGACGGCACAGACGAAGCAAAUUGUGCGGUAGAGGCGUGCGUGAGCGGUCAGUUCCAGUGCAGUAAUGGCCAGUGCGUGGACCAGACGCUGCGCUGCGACGGCCACGGCGACUGCCGGGACCACUCGGACGAGAGGGGGUGUAGCCACCCCCCGCCGUGCCCCCCUCAGCUGCGCUGCCCCCAGAGUGACGAGUGCCUGCUGCAGGAGUGGCUAUGUGACGGAGAUGAGGACUGCAGUGAUGGAUCAGACGAGAGGAACUGUAAGGCACCAGUACCGAAGUGCGGAGAGUUCCAGUGGUCCUGCUCCUCCAAGACCCAGUGCAUUCCCCAGGCCUGGAGGUGUGACGGCACAAAUGACUGCCAUGACCACAGUGACGAGGCCGGAUGUGGUCCGGUGAAGUGCCCUCUGCAGCUGUUCCAGUGCAGGAGGGGGGAGUGUGUGGACACAGCCCUGGUGUGUAACGGCGUCAGCAACUGCCUGGACAGCACCGACGAAGGCCCGGGUUGUGCCAACAGCAACUGCUCCUCCUCCGGCAGCCCUCGUUGUGACCACACAUGCUUCCGGACUCCUCACGGAGCGAGAUGCAUGUGUAGAACCGGCUUCAGGCUCCAGGCGGACGGGCUGACCUGUAAGGACGUGGACGAGUGUGGGGAGGGCAGCCGGCCUGCGUGUGCCCACCUCUGCCUCAACUCCCGUGGCUCCUUCCUCUGCCAGUGCCACCCCGGCUUCCUGCUGGAGGCUGAUAGGCGAACCUGUAAAACACCAGAUGAGCCCAGCCUGUUGGCCUCGGUGCAGUCCGAGCUAGUACUCCUGGGCCUCAGGAGUGGGGACAAGCAGGUUCUGCUGACGCCGGGCAAGAAGCCCAUCUUCUCUGUGGACUUUGACUGGAAGGAGCAGCGGUCCUACUGGGUCAGUCUGGAUGAGGAGAGCAUCAAAUGGGCAAAUCGCAAGGACAAGUACAUGGGCACUCUUGUCAGAGGUGUGAAGUCUGACUCCAUCGCUCUGGACUGGGUGGGAAGGAACCUGUACUGGGUGGACGGGGUCGCUGGGCAGAUUCUAGCCGUCAGACUGAGCCCUUCGGUGGUCAAGCCAGAGAACUACACCGUGAUCCUGGACGAGGAUCUGGAGCAGCCCCGCUCCCUGGCUCUACUGCCCCAGAGGGGGUUGAUGUUCUGGUCAGAGAUCGGUUCGGAACCCCAGAUUGAGCGAUCUGGGAUGGACGGCUCGGACCGGCGCGUGGUGUUGAGCAAGAGCCUCAGCUGGCCGGUCAGCCUCACCGUAGACCUGCUGGAGGAGAGGCUCUACUGGACAGACGAGCGGCUCAGAUGCAUUGGGUCCGCCUCACUGACGGGGGAGAACAUCAAGCUGUUGCAGCUUCCUGAGACCCCCAGUCCCUUCUCUGUUGCGGUCUUUAAUGGCAUGCUCUACUGGUCUGACACCAAGAGAAGAACCAUUCAGGGAAUCCACAAAAUCGACGGCAAGAAGCGCAAAGUCAUCCUCAAGAGACCCAGCCAACCUUUUGGACUUAAAGCCAUCCACCCCCUCUUGCAGUCUGUGACGUCCAACCCCUGUGAGAGCCUGCAGUGCUCCCACAUGUGUCUCCUGGCUCCGGGGCCCCAGGCUGUGUGCCGCUGCCCAGCAGGGCUGCUCCUCACUGGGGACGGAGUCACCUGCUCCCCCCUGGUGGACUCAUCUUCAUCCUUCCUCCUCAUGUUGUCUCCCACCACAGUCACUCAGAUUUACCUGCGCAGCUUGCGAGGUACCAAGCGUCUGAAGAAAUGGCCAGAACAUCGGGCCCUGCUUCUGCCCGGGGUCAACGAGGCCAUGGCCGUGGACAUGGUGCUGCAGGAGCAGCUCCUGUACCUGUCGGACGCGGGCCUGGCCUCCGUGAGCACCCUAAGGCUGAGCGGGUCGACCCUCACCCAAACCCGGCGCCUGCUCCAGCUCCCGAGAGACGUGGUGACCGCGCUGGCCGUGGACUGGGUCACGCGGAACCUCUACUGGAGCUCCCGAUCCCAGCAGGCUUUGCACGUCACCUCCGCCGACGGGCGCUACACCACCGCGCUCCUGGGGGGAGAAAUUGGCUCCACCGCCUCCAUCGCCCUCCACCCCCUCACCGGGCGGAUGUGCUUCACCUCCAUGGGGCGAGCAGGAUGGGGAGGGAAGGCCGCUCCGCAGGUGGACUGCGCCUUCAUGGACGGGUUCAACCGCACAGUCCUGUGGGGGAAUGCAGCUAUACCCACCUCUCUGACUUUCUCCAAUAAGGGCACGCAGCUCUACUGGGCUGACAUCGGUACAGGAGUGAUUGGUUCCAUAGGCAUUGAUGGCUCCAACUACAGAGAGUAUAAAACUGGCCCAGACCUAAUUGUGUCCUUCACACAGACUGACAAUAUUCUCCUCUGGGUCACCCUUGACAAAGAUGUGACUAAAAUGUGGUACAGUGAUGGUGUUCAACCCAAACAGCUGUGGUUUGAGGUGAAGACUAAUGUUGUUGAACUGAAAGCUUACAGCAGAUCCAGUCAAAAAGGAGGGAAUGCCUGCUCCGAGAGGAACGGCGGCUGUGUUCACCUGUGCCUGGCGCGCCCAGCUGGGCGCACCUGUAGGUGUUCCCAGGACCACCUGUCCGCCGUCAAUGGCUCCCUGUGUGUGCCCCAGCAGCAGUGCCCAGUGGGCAGCAAGGCCUGCUGGGAUGGAUCGUGCCUACCCAGCGCCAAGUUCUGUGACCAUGUGCAAGACUGCCCAGAUCGCUCAGACGAGCAAAAUUGCUUUUAUGACAAGCCUGCACUCCAGCCUAAAGCUGGCGGUGUGCUUCCCAAACGCCCCCGCCCCCUCGGCCCUGCCAGCCCUGAGCCGGGGGCAGUGGGGGGCCAGAGGUUGGACGUGGACUCCUGCGCGGAGCAGCGCUGCAGCGGCCGCGGCGUGUGCGUGAGUCGGGACAAGGGGGAGGAGGUGGCGUGCGAGUGCUCGCACGGCUACAGCGGAGACUCGUGUCAGAACGUCGGGUCCAGUCACGCCGGGUCCAGUCACCUCGGGCUCAUCCUGACGAUGCUGCUGAUCGUUGGCAGCACUGUUGUCGCCAUCUUCGUCAUAAGAAAGAGACGUGAAUCAGUGAGAUCCCCAGAGAAGGCCACGCUCAUGACCAACAUGGAGGGCCGCAGCACGUACGUGGACAGCUUUGCCAAUGAGCUGUACGGCGCAGAAGAGGAAGAAGUGACUUCUACAGAUGUCUCUGACAUCCACAAAGGCUGAAAUGACUGAAAAACAAUAAAGUGAAACAUGCACUAAA
Molecule: messenger RNA, 9649 nt
Organism: Clupea harengus (Atlantic herring)
Lineage: Eukaryota; Metazoa; Chordata; Actinopteri; Clupeiformes; Clupeidae
Gene: lrp13b
Product: low-density lipoprotein receptor-related protein 2
Exons: 49
Coding region: 49-9612 (3187 amino acids)
Biological process (GO): receptor-mediated endocytosis
Cellular component (GO): signaling receptor complex; plasma membrane; apical plasma membrane
Molecular function (GO): protein binding; hormone binding; calcium ion binding
Source: RefSeq, a predicted model, not a curated record